This is a messenger RNA of Monoraphidium neglectum, 975 nucleotides long. RefSeq lists its product as hypothetical. NCBI's taxonomy places the organism in Eukaryota, Viridiplantae, Chlorophyta, Chlorophyceae, Sphaeropleales, Selenastraceae. The record is from RefSeq and is a predicted model, not a curated record. The coding region runs from base 1 to 975 and encodes 324 amino acids. The transcript has 7 exons.
AUGGGCGCAUCUCCCUUGGCUGCGGGGAGGUCAAGGCGGACGUUGGUUAGGGCAGCAGACGCGAGCGGCGGCGCCGCCCCGCAGGAGCCCGCUGCCCCGGCGGACCCGACCGCGUGGCUGGCGCCCGUCUGCUCCUUCCUCAGCGUCGCGUCCGCCGCGAAGGCCGCGGCCGGCGCGCUCGCGCCCUCGUACCUGCUGGCCCAAUUCUUCAAGCCGUGCUGCGCCUCCGCCCCGGAGCUCGUCGCGCUGUGCGGCGUGGUGACGGCGCCGGCCUGGCUGGUGGCGGGAUGGCUGCGGGCCCUCCAGGAGGCCAAGGUGCACAACCGCCUGGGGUCAGACACCUACAAGCGCCUCGCCCUGGGGCUGCUGUAUGCAGCGGUGCUGGCGCUGGUGGUCAACCUCAGAUUCAUCGCGAUGCUGGGGGCCGCGCUCGUCGGCUGGUCGUUCAUAAGUCUCGGGGCCACGGCCUACCUGUCCUCGCGCCUGUAUGAAGCCGGCAGCGGCGGCCGCAGCCCUCUUGCAGACCGGGUGGAGAUCGUCAAGUCGGCGUUUUCAAACGUCGCCAGCUGCCUGACUCUGCCCAAGAGCCUGUACGGCGCCUACUACUCUUUGGUGGCGGUCUCUUCCCUGGGCCUUUUUCUCUGGCUGUUCCCGGUUAAUGCAACGCCCCUGUUCCCCGCGGGCUUGGCCCCACUGGGGCAGUACCUCACACAGAUAUCGGCCGUGGGGGCGGUGCUGCAAGGCAUCACCGCGUUCACCCUGAAGGACGCCGCCGACCGCGGCCGCCUGGGGGCCAGCACCUUCAGGCUGCUCAACCUCGCACUCGCGGCCACCGUUGCGCAGCAGUGCUGGUUCUUCUAUUCGCUGGGCUCGUCCGGCGUGGAGCUGGCCCGGCCGCUGUGGCAGGGCAUCCUGGCGCAGGGGCUGGCGACAGUUGCAGUGUGCGACCUCGCGUGGCUCACCGCCAAGAAGUAA